Messenger RNA from Scaptodrosophila lebanonensis, 1828 nucleotides. RefSeq names its product SET domain-containing protein SmydA-8 (gene SmydA-4). The coding region runs from base 191 to 1777 and encodes 528 amino acids. NCBI's taxonomy places the organism in Eukaryota, Metazoa, Arthropoda, Insecta, Diptera, Drosophilidae. Gene Ontology annotation, molecular function: protein binding. The transcript has 5 exons. The record is from RefSeq and is a predicted model, not a curated record.
UGAACAGCGCGUGACACGCGGCCGCUGAAUACGCGUGAUUUAAUCAUUUUUUAUUAAUUACAAGCACAAUUAAAUAAGCGUUUGAACGCAAGCUGUUAAUGAAAAACUAUUAAAUGAGCUUUAAAUUAUCCAUGCACCGUGUAUAAAGUUAUCAAUUAAAAAAUCAAUUGCCGCCAACGACAUCGGAAAAAUGCCCGCAAGAAAAAAUCACAAAGCCAAGAAGAAACACCACCAACAGCCGCAGCACCAGCUGCAUCAGAAGCAACCACAGGAGCAGGAACUGCCGCAGUCACAGGAUGAGGAGACGACACCACCUGCCUACCGCAUUGCUCACUCGGACAUCUAUGGCCGUUAUCUGGUGGCCAAUCGGGAGCUGAAACCUGGCGAACUUCUCAUCACGGAGCCACCACUAGUGAUUGGUCCCUGCGUCUCUGCCGAUCCUGUUUGUCUGGGUUGCUACAAGCCGGUGACAUUGUCAGCUGCACAAUAUCGUUGUCCAAGCUGUGCUUGGCCCUUGUGCGGACCCAGUUGUGUGGGGCUGGGACAGAGUAAUGGUCACAGUACCGAGGAGUGUGCAUUAUAUACCAAACGACGCCCCCAGGCUGCCGAUCAGUUACAUCAAAGAGCUGCACCCAUUGACAUCAGGGAUCUCUAUGAACUGGUAGUGAUCGUUCGCAUUUUGCUGCUGCGGACGCAUGCGCCGGCGCAGUACGUGCUGAUCGAGCGCAUGGAGUCGCACACGGAGGAACGUCGUCACAAUGCCGUACUGUGGCAGCAUUACGAAGAGAAGGUGGUGCAUCGAUUGCGCGAGAGCUGGCAACUGAGCGAAACGAUCAGCGCUGAUGAGCUGCACCAGAUCUGCGGCAUCCUAGAUGUCAACUGCUUCGAGAUUGGCCAGAAUGGCGCAAAGGCGCGUACGCUAUAUCCGAGCGCUUUCCUGCUCGCGCACGACUGUAGCCCGAACACGGCGCACACGGACGAUCCCCGAUCGUUCGCCAUCUAUUUGCGCACUUCGAGGCGCGUGCGCGAGCACGAGGCCCUCACGCUCAGCUAUGCGUAUACGCUACAGGGCACACUGAAGCGACGCGACUUUAUGCACGAUGGCAAAUUGUUUUGGUGUCAGUGUCAGCGCUGUGCCGAUCCUCGGGAGUUGGGCACCGAUUGUAGUGCCCUGAUAUGUGGGGGCUGCAAGGCGGGUACUGUGAGGGCGGCAAAGCCCCUCGAUCAGGACGCGGAUUGGACUUGCGAUCGCUGCGAUUAUCGCUUAAGCGCGACUCAGCUGGUGCGUUUGCUAGAUCGCAUCAACAAUGAUCUGGAGUCAAUCGAUGUACAUGAUAUUCCGGGGCUCGAGAACUUUCUGAAACGCUACCGUGAAAUCUUGCGGCCAAAUCAUUAUCUUUUGCUUUCUGCAAAAUACUCCCUAUGCCAAAUCUAUGGUCGUAUCGAGGGUUACUUACUGCCUCAAAUGUCCUUGGAGGAUAUUGAGCGCAAGGAGCGCUAUUGUCGCGAGUUUCUUGAGGUAAUCGAUGUGCUUGAACCCGGACUGACGCGAUUGCGCGGUCUCAUUAUGUACGAGUUGCAUGCGCCGAUUAUGGUGCUCGCCCAACAUGCAAUACAAAAUGGCCAAAUACAACGUCAAGAUUUUCAACGCAAACUCAAGGAAGUCGUCAAAAUGCUGCGCGAAAGUCGUGAUAUCCUUUUAUUGGAGCCUGAGGGUUCCAGCGAGCAUGAAAUGGGGCUAGCAGCAGCGGAUGCGCUCACUAAAAUGGGCUGUUGAGCUUAAAAAGCGAGAUCUCUAAUAAACUUUGUGUGUUAUUCCUGCCUUUAA